Messenger RNA from Syngnathus typhle (broad-nosed pipefish), 2355 nucleotides. RefSeq names its product neurocalcin delta a (gene ncalda). The coding region runs from base 325 to 906 and encodes 193 amino acids. NCBI's taxonomy places the organism in Eukaryota, Metazoa, Chordata, Actinopteri, Syngnathiformes, Syngnathidae. The record is from RefSeq and is a predicted model, not a curated record. Gene Ontology annotation, molecular function: actin binding; calcium ion binding; tubulin binding. Gene Ontology annotation, biological process: calcium-mediated signaling. The transcript has 5 exons. Gene Ontology annotation, cellular component: cytosol.
ACUGUGCUGACGUCAGGUUGGAGAGGCAGGCGAGGGAGAGCGUUGGCUUGUGUGUGCGUGCGUGGAUGUGCGUGUGUGUUUUAAACAAACCCUCUUGCUUGAACAGAUCUCUGGAAGUCUGUCUCUCUAUAACUCAGUCAGUUUUUGGUUUCGUCCACAUCGUUCUCAAUUCUCUUGUGUGUUUUCCUGUUACUAUUCUGGCCUGUUGCUUCCUUCUCUCCCUCCACAAACUUGGUGUACAGACUGCUGAGUGAUGGACUGCUAAACAACUUGUACAUCGCUACAAAGUGAGCAGUGAGUCAACUAUUUGAAGGACUGCCAGACAUGGGGAAGCAGAACAGCAAGCUUCGUCCUGAGGUGAUGCAGGACCUGCUGGAGAGCACCGACUUCACCGAGCAUGAGAUCCAAGAGUGGUACAAAGGCUUCUUGCGAGAUUGCCCCAGUGGAAACCUGUCCAUGGAGGAGUUUAAGAAGAUCUACGGCAACUUUUUCCCGUAUGGAGAUGCCUCAAAGUUUGCAGAGCAUGUCUUUCGCACAUUCGACGCAAAUGGUGAUGGGACAAUAGACUUUCGGGAGUUCAUCAUUGCUCUAAGUGUGACGUCACGAGGAAAGCUGGAGCAGAAGCUAAAAUGGGCCUUUAGUAUGUACGACCUGGAUGGAAACGGCUAUAUCAGUAAAUCUGAAAUGCUGGAGAUUGUACAGGCUAUUUAUAAGAUGGUGUCCUCAGUGAUGAAGAUGCCUGAGGAUGAGUCAACGCCUGAGAAAAGGACAGAGAAGAUCUUCAGGCAAAUGGACACCAACAGAGAUGGAAAACUGUCCCUGGAGGAGUUCAUCAAGGGGGCAAAGAGUGACCCUUCCAUUGUACGCCUGUUGCAAUGUGAUCCCAGCAGUGCUGGACAGUUUUAAAGACGAGGCACCGACUUGACUUAACUUGUCUGGGUCAUCGACAACGCCCUUCACCCUCCACUGUGGAGAAGACUGACGAAAAAUGUCAAGCAUGUGACAAAGAAGACGACAGGCCUUCAGUAUGGACUGAAGACGUCAAACUCCUGACCCACGAGCAGUUCUCCUAAAUCCAGGCAAACCCCAACUGCCAGACCUUCCAUUGGUUUGAAAGCCUAGUCAGCAGGCUCAUAGAGAAGAUUUCCACUAGGUUGUAUAUACACUGGCAUUUCUGUAUCAUUGUCCUUGCUUGGCUCUUUGAGGACGACGCAGUGUGCAUGGUAGAGAAGGGUGUACAAUAAUGAGAACCGCAACAGCGGUCUGAUAAAAAUUACUUUGUGUAAACAGAAGAAUUUAAUCUGCAGAGCAGACUUGAGAACAAGAAUUAUGUUUGACUUCCUCUUUGCCACAUUGUGUGAGAAUGUAUAUCAAUGUAUAUGGUGAAUUCCCAAAAUGUGUUUCUUUUGCAAAAAACCCCAAUAUGCUCUUAUUUGCAUUUCACAGCACUUGCAAGGUCUCACAAAUGGAAGGAUGGUUUAUAUCCCUUCAAGAUGAUUGACAGAGAACUUGUGGUCUCUCUAGUUUUUGAAUACAAUGUCAGGAGAGAAAAAGAAGAGCAAUUGGUUAAGCAGAUCCAACCUGCGAUGGUUGUUCUGUCUGUCACAUUUGCAUAUAUGUAUUCACGCUUAUGUGGGAUUUCCAGUAUAAAAAAAACAAGACUUCACUUAAUUUUGAAUGUUUUUAAAUGCUGCAUGUCUGGUGGGAUCGAUCAGUACUGAAAGCACAUAUGCAUGGAGCUUAUGCUUGUGUUUAUUUACAACUGUUGUUUGUGGCUGAAUCUCACAUGCAGUUCUGUGCCUCUGUUCUCGAGUACUGUUAUUGCUAGGAUCCGUACUACCAGUAGUCAGUAUUAUUGAAACCACUGUUGGAAGUUUCUUUUAAAAAGUGCGAAUCUUAGAGGCACCUUGGCCCCUUCAUCGUGGAGGAGCAUUUUCACUUGGGCUUAGCUUUGGGACUGAAGAACUGUAUUGAAGUAUUAAAGAACUGCUGUUUUUAUUUCUACCAUGCAGAUAAAAACAUAAUCACUCCAUAAACUACUGCAAUGAUAUCCCGAAUGGGUUGCUUUUAUUGUAAUUGUGAGAGUUUCUUCUUUUCUUUUUUUUUUUCCAGGACCAUGUCAGAGGUGUAACUUUUCUGUAAAAAUUUAAAAAAAUAAUCUUGUGGUUAAGUGCCAAAUAAGCAACACAAGCAGUAUUGUAUAAACGUAUACUGUACAUUGUGAUUUGUUCAAUGGAAUGUUUGUAGUUGUUGCAUUUUUGUAGGUUUUGUAUGGUAUCCUAUGUUGAAUGGCUAAAGUUGGCGAAAUACACGAUUCUGAUUUUGGUCAGCCUUAAAAGUAAAGAAUUAAGUUUA